Molecule: messenger RNA, 2610 nt
Organism: Acanthaster planci (crown-of-thorns starfish)
Lineage: Eukaryota; Metazoa; Echinodermata; Asteroidea; Valvatida; Acanthasteridae
Product: betaine--homocysteine S-methyltransferase 1-like
Molecular function (GO): zinc ion binding; methyltransferase activity
Source: RefSeq, a predicted model, not a curated record
CAAGCCAGCAGUUGUCGAGCGCAGAAUUGCAUUAGCACGGCGACAGACGAAACAUCAAGAUGCCAGGAAAAGUUAAAGGACUGAUGGAACGCCUACGUGACGGCGAGACGGUGGUGAUCGCGGAGGGAUAUCUUUACGUCUUUGAACGACGCGGCUAUUUGAAGGCCGGAGCCUUUGUACCAGAGGUUGUUGUGGAAUACCCGCACCUAGUUCGCCAGCAAUACGAAGAGUUUUACAGGGCAGGGAGUGACGUGGUUUUGGCUUUUACGUACUAUGCUCAUCGUGAAAAAUUAUCACUGAUUGACCGCGAGCGAGACCUUGAGAAAAUGAAUCGGACAGCACUGCGCAUGGCCAGAGAGGUAGCGGAUCAAACUGGAUCGCUAAUGGCCGGAAACAUCUGUAACAGCAACAUAUAUGAACCAGACAAUCCGGACAUCUCUGCAAAGAUCAGGGAUAUGUUCAAGGAUCAGAUCGAGUGGGCUGUUGAGGAAGGCGCUGAUUUCAUUCUCGCAGAGACGUUCAGUGAUUUUGGUGAAGCACUGCUAGCAUUGGAAGCAGUCAAAGAAUACGGCAAAGGUCUACCUGUCAUUGUCAACUUGGCGUGGCAUAAGAAGGAAGUUAACGGCCGACCAGCCACGAUUGACGGAGUAGAGAUCUGCGAGACUUUCAAGAGACUUGAGGCGGCUGGUGCUGACGUGCUUGGCCUGAACUGCGCUCGUGGUCCAGCAACCAUGCUCCCGCUGAUAGAAGAGAUCCAGAAAUGCAUCAAGACACCAGUGGCUGCCAUUCCAGUUCCAUAUCGUACAACUGAAGCGGAACCAAACUUCCAAUCUUUAACCGAUCCGCUGUCUGGCGCCCCAAUAUUCCCGUUAGAUAUGAACCCUGUGCAGUGCAACCGCUCUGACAUCAAGGAGUUUGGCAAGCGUUGCAUGGAGCUUGGCAUUCAGGUCGUUGGUAUCUGCUGUGGUAACGAUAGUUACCUCACCCGCACGCUGUGUGAGACACUGGGCCGCAAGGUACCAGCCUCGCGCUACAGCGCCGACAUGUCCCUGCACUACUUGCUCGGGACCAGCGACAAGCUGUCUGAACGCCACAUAAGAGGAGAAGUGAGACAGCACACGUCCUAGGCAGAUAUCCCAGCAAGAAAGAUAACACUGCAACAGCCUCAACAUCUAUAGCAAAGAAUAUCAUGUUCAGGUGUGGUCACAAAUGCAUAAAAAAUUCAGUUUGUGCUUUAAACACGUCUGCGUUGAUGACUGCUUACUGCUUGGGAAAUGCUAUGUAGAUUCUUGAUUAGUUCAGCAUUAAAGGAAAAUCCUACUCAGAUGUCGCUUUUUGAUCGAGUAGACAAAGCGUUCCUCAUUAUUGAUGGCACUUCAAGUUUAAAAUCUUUAGUUUAGAUCAUUUAAAAGUAUGAGAGACUAGUUAAACUUAUCGCAGCACCAACUUUCCGAUCUCUUGAGUGAUAAUUUAUAAAGACAACCAUCUCCAUAGUAUUUUGUAUUAGUAUGUUAAUGGCUAAGUCUUCAGUUUUGAAACCACAUCUCAAAAGAAAUGUGUCUACUUCUCGUAUAUCAAGAUUUGUAGUACCUAUAGGAAGGUAAGAAGAAUCGACCUUACGCAUUGCUUUGUUUUUCAGGCGUUAAUAAAAAUUCGAACCCAAACUACUGUACUUAACAUUUCGUUUGAGAGGCAAUUACAUCGGUAAAAUUCUUUCAUGCGAUCAUGUUUUGCAUUCUAAUCGACUUUCUAUUUGUAUUUUUUUUUCAUGUCAAAAUGGUCAUUCUACCCCCAUCAGUAGCAUAGUAAUAGUAUGUCUUGUGUAGGUAAAUAUUUUGUACAUGUACCGGUAAGUGUCCAUGCCUUGUUCGUGUACAGUUGUAACUUGCUUUUUCCAUGGCCAUACUCUACACACAAGUGAUCCAUUCAGCAAAGUACUUCUGCGUUCAUUUUCGACUCUCAUCUCACUGUUAACAUCCAUGUGGACACCAUCACCAGGAAAGCCAAUUCCACCGAGGCUUUCUUAUCCUGCAACCUCAAACAUCGCAGAGGCAAAGGAAGCUGCUUAUUCCAUUUUUGCGAGAUAUACUGUGGAAUACACCUGCAUCAUCUCAGCGCAGGACAUCGACACGCAACGGAACAGUUAUCAGGUAGUGUUGUGUACUCGAGGGCAAUUACACACGGACGGCUACAUCGGGUACUUUAUCCAUCAACCAGAGACUUUUUUAUUAAAUCAACAGAGGGCGCUAUACAGUUUAGUUUCUAGUGAAGUAAACAACAUUCCUCUCCUACUAAAGAAAAAAAUGCAAUGAAAUUAACCCAUUUAUGUGUAAAGCAGUCAUUUUGAGGUUUUCUUAACACAUGACAAAAUAUCACACCGGUAUGCGUACUGAAACAAUACAACAACCUGUUAUUUUUGUCGAAAUACUUGCACUUAGACCCUGUAUGUGUGAAAUGUUAUAAUAGUAACGUGAAAUUUAACAGUAAUAUAUGGCUUUUGUUACAACCAUGAACGAUUCCAUUCUACAGUCUCACAAAUUAUGUCCAUUGUAUCCCAGUAUUUCUAAAGCCUGUGUGUUUAUGUGGUUGUACUUAUGUGAAAAUAAAUGG